Coffea arabica (coffee) is the source of this 1125-nucleotide messenger RNA. NCBI's taxonomy places the organism in Eukaryota, Viridiplantae, Streptophyta, Magnoliopsida, Gentianales, Rubiaceae. The record is from RefSeq and is a predicted model, not a curated record.
AUGACCAAAUGGGCUGUCGAGCUGGCCGAGCACGACAUCGGCUAUCAACCCCGCAAAGCCAUCAAGGCCCAGGCCUUAGCGGAUUUCCUUGCUGAGGGGCAAGGAAGGAAGCGGGGCGGGUCUGCUACUCAUUUCACCUACCGGGGAAGAACUGACCUACGCCCUCCGAUUGGACUUCCCCGCGUCCAACAACGAGGCCGAGUACGAGGCCCUGCUCACGGGAUUGCGGAUGGCCCACCAGAUGGGAAUAACCGCGAUCCAGGUCAGGAGCGACUCACAGCUCGUCGUCCUUCAAGUCCUUGGGGAGUACGAAGCCAAGGACGAGGUUAUGAAGAAGUACCUGGCCAAAGUACGAGAGGCGGUGGCCUUGUUCGAAACGUUCGAGAUCGAGCGGGUGCCAAGGUCCCAGAACAAGCGGGCGACGCCCUUUCAAAGUUGGCAUCCUCCUCAUUUGCCCACCUGAGCAAGGAGGUAUUGGUGGAGGUGCUGAAGCAGAAGAGUAUCGAUCAGGUCCAGGUCUUGGCUAUAGACAGCUCGGCCACCUGGAUGACGCCCCUCGUUGACUUCCUCAGCUCGGGUGAUCUCCCCGGAAACAAAGCCGAGGCCCGACGCAUCCAGCUCCGAGCUGCCAAGUACGCCUACGCCGGGGGAACCCUCUAUAGGAGGUCGUACCUGUCUCCCUGGCUAAAGUGCGUCACACCUGAAGAAGGUGAUUACGUCCUGCGCGAAGUCCACGAAGGAAUAUGUGCGGCCCAUGUGGGGUCCCGAAUGCUGGCUAAGAAGUGCCUCCUUCUGGGCUACUAUUGGCCCUCCGUCUUCCAAGACGCAGCGGAUCUGGUCCAGAAAUGCCGAGCCUGCCAGGUGCACGCUUCGCUGCGCCAUCAGCCAGCUCGGGAGAUGGUCCCCAUCCACAGUCCUUGGCCCUUCGCCCAAUGGGGGAUAGACCUCCUAGGUCCCUUCCCCCGAGCCCCGGGAAGAUAUGAGCACCUCGUGGUAGCCAUAGACUACUUCACGAAGUGGGUGGAAGCGGAGCCCCUGGUCUCUAUCUCGGGGAAGGCGAUCCAGAAAUUCUUUUGGAAGAACAUAGUUUUGCCGGUUUGGGAUUCCGCAUGUCCUGAUAUCUGA